Sinocyclocheilus anshuiensis is the source of this 3886-nucleotide messenger RNA. Its product is annotated as FYVE, RhoGEF and PH domain-containing protein 5-like. The record is from RefSeq and is a predicted model, not a curated record. The coding region runs from base 76 to 2958 and encodes 960 amino acids. Lineage: Eukaryota; Metazoa; Chordata; Actinopteri; Cypriniformes; Cyprinidae. Gene Ontology annotation, molecular function: metal ion binding; guanyl-nucleotide exchange factor activity. The transcript is spliced from 21 exons. Gene Ontology annotation, cellular component: cytoplasm.
GAAGUUGGCAGACUCGUGUCAAAGUUUAUAAUACUUGGCUUUUCUGCAUCCUCACCAUCUCGAUCCUCAGUCUCCAUGUCAUCCUCUUCAUUUUCUCCAUUUUCUGGCUCUGCAAUGGUCUCAGAUGAUGAUAUAGCAGAUACAAAUCACAACUACUGUAGCAAAUAUGUGGUUAAACAUGAUGAAACGAUACCUGCCACCUUAAAUCUGGAUGCCAUCAAUGCUUUCUCACUCAUUCAACAGCAAUCUGAAAGCCAAGGCCAAAGUUUACAACAAAAUCAAGAAGAAGAGAGCAUUGGGGAAGGGGAAGAAGAAGAAGAAGGGGUUGACCACUUGAGUAGAUCUGAGGGAAAAGAACUCACAGUAGAUCAUGUGUACGAAGAAACAGAGCCAAAAAUCCAAGCCAAAGACUUCCUUCAGAACAGGAAGUAUUUUAUGACUCGCUCUAUAUCUGUGGAAACCCCCAGUAAGAGAGUUGACCUAAUGAGUAGCCCUGCAACAGGAAAUAGGCGGCUUCUGCUACACCCAAGCUCCUUCUAUACAGACCAGUGUUUCCUCGGAGAUAGUAGACCUGCACUGACAGGCUCAUUAGGAUGUCUUUCACAAGGCACCUCAAACUUAGCUAAAGUCACUCGAGUUGAUAUACCACCCCCUUUUGAACUGGCAUCCAUCACAAAGCGACCAAUCAGAAAAAGUUCUCCAUCCCUCCCGAACGAAGUCUCUGCUUCUUGCAAGAAGCCUGAUUUUGGGUUCAAGCGAUACCUUCUGCCGUUACGAUUCCUUAGGAAAUCAGAUCGUAAAAGCAUUAUGGAUAAUCGCUCCGUAUCCUCCAGGUCCCCGUCUGAGUCAAGUCCGCAAGGGUCAUGCAAACGCUUGGAUUUUAUCAGGCAUAACAUGGGCAGCCCGGAGUUGCAGAGCACUCCAGAUUGCACACCACCUAUGUCCCCUUCUUCCUUUGUCUUUCAAAAGAAUAGACAAAAACAGGGACUAAACUUCACCCUUAAUAAUGAUUUGGCUUCAAGCACCAUUUCUAUGGAUCUAGGGUCUCUCUUUGAGCCCCAUCCCCUUUCCAAACCUCGAUCUUUCUCAUCUCCCAAUACAGACUCUUCAGAUUACGAGAACGUUCAAAAUGCUGCUUCUCACUAUGAGAAUGUGCAGAUUCGCCUCCUGAAUCCAGUCAUUCAGAGUCAACGAAAUCAGAGUUCACCCAGUGAUACUGAUGGUUAUGUGGACAUGAGCAGUCUGCCGGGCUUCCAGGGCAAAAGUCGGCCAUCUGAGCAAGAGACAGAUAGCCUCUACACUUUCUGUUCUCCUAAUGUGAGACAAGAUGGAACAAUGGGUGUGUCUGUGGGUGUGACUUGUACACAAGAGAAAAAGACAAAGGCAUCUGACAGACUGAAUGUCAACUGUUCCAGGGCUUUCUAUAGUGCCAAAGAGCUUCUGGACAGUGAGGCCCAGCAUGUCAAGACUUUACAACUUCUCAAUGAGUCAGUUGAAGCGGAUGAGAGGCUGAUGACAGUGUGGACAGAGGUACCUGAUAUUUAUACUCUCCACCAAAAUAUCCACACAUUACUGGAGACUCGCUUAAAAGAAUGGGAUCAGAAUGAAGGUAUUGCUGAAAUCAUCCUGGCAAAGAAGACAGAGUUUUCCAUGUUCUCUUCUUACAUCAGUCAUUAUGAUGAAAAAUUGAACUAUCUGGAACACAUACAAAGCACACUACCAGAUGCAGGGACCCUGAAAAAGCAGUUGCUGCAGGUCAUUGUGCGCAUCCUACAAUACCGUAUGCUGCUAACAGACUACCUGAACAACUUCUCACCAGACUCCAGAGAGUUUGAAAAUACGCAAAAUGCUUUGGUUGUGGUCUCAGAUAUUGCUCAUCAUGUCAAUGACAGCCUUAAGAAUGGAGCGUAUCUCCUGCGUUUGGUCCAUAUUGAACACAGUGUUCUGGGUCUGACAGAUCUCUUACAACCUGGGAGAGUGUUUGUGAAAGAGGGCACUUUGAUGAAGGUCAGCAGAAAGUGCAAGCAGCCACGUCACCUUUUCUUGAUGAAUGACAUAAUGCUGUACACAUAUCCUCAGCAAGAUGGCAAAUACAGACUCAUCAACAGAUUACCAUUGGCAGGGAUGGAGGUCAGCAAGCCACCAAUAGAGAACGCUCAGAGUGCAUUGAAGAUAGACGUGAAAGAUAUAAGCAUCACUUUGUCUGCCAACUCCUGCACUGAACGAGACGGCUGGUUUGCUACACUGAGUCGGACAUUAGUGAAUCUCGGCCCCGUAUCAGGAGACCCAGUAGACUGUUUUGGGUUAGUGGAUGGUCCAGAGAUGUGUCUCGGCGAGAACGCUCCUCCUCUGCUGUCUGUUUCCCAGGUGACAGUUUGCAUGAACUGUCACUCACAUUUCAGCCUCACAAACAGACGACAUCACUGCCAUGCCUGCGGCAAGAUUUUCUGCAGAGAUUGUUGCAGGAACAAAUUCCCCCUCAAAUAUAUGAAGAAUAGACGUGCCAAAGUGUGUGAUCAUUGUUACACUGAGCUGCGUAAGCAUGAUGUUGCCACAAUAACAGAGAGCUCCAGUCGACCUCUCUCUUCUGUCUUCCAAAACAUUCAUCCAUCGAGUCUGUGGAGAAGCCGCAAAGGCCAACUGUCUUUCAAUCAGGAGACAGUGUCCGAUGGAGUGAUGAGAGGAACCCUGCAGAGGUGCAGGAACAGCAAGAGAAGUUGGAGAAGCCUGUGGUUCCUCCUGAAAGAUAAAGUUCUCUACGCAUACCCACAGCCUGAGGAGAGGGUUGCAUGCGAGACCCUUCCUCUCUUGGGUUUCUCUGUGAGGUCAGAGGUUGAAGGGGAGAGCAGCAUGUUUCAGCUGUACCACAAAAGCACUCUCUUCUACACUUUCAGAGCCCAGGACAGUCACACUGCACUGAGAUGGGUCAGUGCCAUGGAAGAGGCUACAGUCCUGUAGCAUCUGCCGUCCUGCUUUUGUCUUGUCACAUGAGCAAUUAAAUCUGUUAUUGAUCAUUCGAGAGCGAUGCAUUUUCACGUCACAUUCAAAAAUCACUACCCAGUGUAACUGGGACUGUAAUCAACCAUUCCUACGCUAACGUGACGCAACAGACAUAUUUUUGGAACACCAAGGGAACAAAAUGCUCACACUCAGACAUUUAUUUUGUGCCAAAUACUUCUUCCAAAGACCUCGUUUAGCUGUGUGUGGACACACUUUAAAGGCACACUGUAGCACUUCCAGCUGUCAUUUAAAUAAGAACAUUUUAGAACCAGUGAGAUGUUACUUAACUUAACCAUUAUACAAUAUGAUAUAUAUUAUGCAAUACCCCAGAGCACUAUAUUUUAUUAGGACAAUUUCUAAUUAUGGGAACUGGUGUGAAUUUGAGCCCAUUAUGUUCAUUUGGUGGCAUUUUCUUGAUGUCCUCUCAUAUCUGGAUUAUAUUUCCUUGUAUACUGCUGUCUGUCAUUUGGACAAUGACUUCUACUAAAACCAGAAAGAGUAACUUUGGAUUGAUAGUUAGUAUUUAGCAACUGAGCUGGUAUUCUCGUUGCACUUGAUGAUGAUGUAAUGUUUAAUUUACUUACCUUAUGUGCAAACUGCCAAUCUGUUCACUUUCCAUGUUAUAAUUACAAUAUGAGGGCUUAAUGUAUAUUUAUGAGGAAUGUAUAAGUAGUUUGUCUGAAGUAUUAAUUGUCACUGUAUCAUUUGAGUAAAAUUUACUUGUGUAAUGUUAUUGUGUUCACUUUGGUUUCCAAACCUCACUAGUGCCUCAACUUCCUAUUUUAUCCUCCUUUGUGUAUGAAAACUUGCUUCUCUAAUGUGGUUAUCCAUAGGAUACCUAUGGGGUUGACCACUGUUGAAAUAAAACUAUUAACUGUAUGGUAGU